This is a messenger RNA of Glossina fuscipes, 1357 nucleotides long. RefSeq names its product KH domain-containing, RNA-binding, signal transduction-associated protein 2 (gene qkr58E-1). Gene Ontology annotation, biological process: regulation of alternative mRNA splicing, via spliceosome. The record is from RefSeq and is a predicted model, not a curated record. The transcript has 5 exons. Lineage: Eukaryota; Metazoa; Arthropoda; Insecta; Diptera; Glossinidae. Bases 136 to 1350 code for a protein of 404 amino acids. Gene Ontology annotation, cellular component: nucleus. Gene Ontology annotation, molecular function: mRNA binding.
UGCGUACGAAAUAGUGACAAUACUCUUUCAUAUACAUUUUUCCUAGACAGAAAGAUAUAUUGAGACAGCCACGAGUAAGUUUUUGCUCAAUUUUGUUAAGAAGAAAAAGUGUUAUAUAUUUAAAAAAAAGUAAACAUGCCUCGAGAUUAUGAUCGUGAUUAUGGUAGCGAAGACACUUCCGAUUACAAGCGUAAGCGCCGCAAUGACGAAGAAUCGAAUAAUAAUGAUCAAGGUGGAGGGGGUGAUGAUGUCCAGCAAUCGGCCGUUGCUCACGAUGGUCCUCAAUUAAAUGAAAAGACCAACACAUAUUUAGAUGAAUGCUUGCAAGAGAAGAAGCAAUUAGGAAGUAAUAAUUUUAAUAUCUGUCGAAGAUUAAUAGAUGACGAAAUUGAAAAAAUUUUGAUUAGCGGUCGCAUCCCAAAACCUGAGAUAUAUGCAAAUGUGUAUAGUGAGAAACCCAUACGAGUAGCUCAAAAAGUUUUAUUUCCAAUUAAGGAAUACCCGAAAUUUAAUUUUGUUGGUAAAAUUCUUGGACCUAAAGGAAAUACGUUGCGUCAAUUACAAGAAGAAACAUUAUGCAAAAUGACUGUAUUGGGUCGUAAUUCUAUGCGUGAUCAUGCUAAAGAAGAAGAGCUGCGUAGCUCAGGCAACCCAAAAUACGCCCAUUUAAAUAGGGAUUUACAUGUAGAAAUAUCCACAGUGGCUCCACCUUCGGAGGCUUAUCACCGUUUAGCUUACGCCUUAGCAGAGGUACGAAAAUUCAUGAUUCCAGAUUCUAACGAUGACAUACGCAUGGAGCAAAUGCGUGAACUCGAUGGCAAAGAACGGCUUUACAAAAAAUCACACUAUGCCAAGGCCUACGGCGACCACAGCACUACUUAUGCUAGCAGGAAAAGCAUUUACAGAACACCUCCCCCACCAAUGCCACCAUUUGAGAAAUCGACCAAACCUAAAGUUUAUUCCAUAUUAGAAAAGGCGCGUUAUGUUAUGGAAGACCCCAACUAUGGCUUGGUUAAGUCUCAUAGAUCUCGUGAUCACGACUUAUACGAUCAUCCCAGUGACUAUGACCGUUACGGCACUCCACCACCACCACCUUCAUCUAAACACUCGAGUGCUCAUCAUGCAGCUUAUGAAAAUAGCUCCUAUGAACGUGAUUAUCGGCGUGAAUAUCAUCCACACUCAUCAUCUUACGCUGCUGCUUAUGCAGCUAAAGCCAGCAAUGGUCGUUCUUCAUCGUCAACAUAUCGAACAUCAACUUCGGCUUCACAUUCGUCAUCGCACUAUGAAACUGGGUCACGUUCUCGAGACAGUGUAAGAUACCGUUCGGCUCCGUAUCCCAAAAUACGUUAAAAAAAAA